CUAGGCCGGUGCUCGUCAGGCGAACCGCCACCCACACUCGUCCCCGCAGAGACGCAGCAGGCAGACGCCCUGUCACAGGACUGGGGUGGGUCCCCGGAGCUCGACCGAAAGCGGGACGGGUCACUUCCAGGCCCGGGCAGCAGCCGACGCCACGCUCGGUGGGCUCCGAAGCGGGCUACACGAAGGCGGGACACACGAAGGCGCGACACAGGACGGACGCGGGCGGAGGCGGCGUGAUUGGCCGAGACAGCUGCCCGUCACCGAGGAGCGCGGACGGCUCUGGCCGCUUCAGCGUCGUCGCCCGCGCGAAUUGAGAGCUGCCGGGCCGCGUCUGGGAGGCGCUGACGCGCGCGUCCCGAGUUCCAAGGCGAACGGCUCAGGCUGAGAGCGGGCGCUUCGUUCCCCGCAGCAGGUCGGCCCCGGGCCCAGCGUGGCGCGGAGAGCCCGAGACCCUGCCCCGGGGCCGGGGCCGUUUUUCUAGGGGUCUUGUUACUCGUGACCACGAUGAAAAACGUAGACAGUGACGAUCUGGUAACUGGCACCCUUCCCGGGCUCAGGAGCGCAGGAGAAUGGUCGGAGCCGCAGUGGCUUGCUUCUGUGCAGGCCUUAGCUAAAGAAGAUACAGAUGGAUCUAUUCGAUUGAUAUUACAUAGAGAAAAUCAUGUAAUCAAGGACCUAGAUAGGUACUUACAACAUCAUGACUUCAUGAGUACAAGGAGAAAGGAGAUGUUACACAGAAGAUGGGCUCACCAAGUGGCAAACCCCCUCCACAGGGAAAUUAUGGAAAAAGUCUGUUCAUAUAAGAAGAUUAAGAAAAGGAGACAAAAGGAAUUAGAUGAUUUUUUAAAACAUGUAAAUAAAAAGGGAAAUGCUUUUAUAGAACAUUAUGAUCCAGAAGAGUAUGAUCCUUUUUGUAUGAGCAAAGAAGACCCCAAUUUCCUGAAACUUAUCAUCCCACCAUUUCACGAUCCUUUGAAAAAAGCACAAUAUGACAAGGAUGAUGAAAAAAGAACUCUUCUUCAGUGUGAGACUGGCAAAAUAUAUACAAUGAAAGAAUUUAAGGAGGUUGAGAAGGCCCGACUACGUUCCAGAUUCCCCAAAAUCUGUAGUUCAAGGCACUUCAUGACUCCAAAUGAAUGGCUUAAACUGCCUACAAGAUAUAUAGAAAGUGAAUUUUGUAAAAGGAGCAGGUUAAAAGUGAAAGUGAAUUUUAAUGAUAGUAGUUUUGAGUGGAAACCCUUGUCAAGAGCUCCUUGUCUUCUGGAAUCCCAGGAGGCAGGAAAAGCAGUUCCUUGCAGAAACAAAGGGCCAUCCUUCCUGGAAAAAGAACCUCUCAGUUAUCAGGAGGGAAAGAGCCCAAGUCCCAAAGAGACCAACUCUGAAGGGUACUUGUGUUCACUGGACCUCAGCAGGAAGGAGAAAGGGCUGCAGACGAGGUCCUGGUUUCAGCAACCAAGGACCACAUAUCCUGAUACCUGACCUGUGAAAUGGGACCCAAAAGAAGGCCGCUCCCAAGGAAGUUAAUCUGCUAGCAGGAAUCCUUCGGGGUAGGGUUGGAGAAGGCACUUAGGAAGUGUUCUGUCUCUAAGAAAAAGCAUCUGCAAUAAACUUCAUUUACUUUUUGAGUCUAGUGCCUAUGAUAAUAAGGAAAAGGCAAAACCAUGUAUUGACAGUUACUACAAAUGUAUUUUCCCUAGGAGUUAAAAAAUAUUGCUGAGAGGUUCAAUAAAAAUAAUAGCAAUCUUAGUGA
This is a messenger RNA of Heterocephalus glaber (naked mole-rat), 1750 nucleotides long. NCBI's taxonomy places the organism in Eukaryota, Metazoa, Chordata, Mammalia, Rodentia, Bathyergidae. The record is from RefSeq and is a predicted model, not a curated record.